This is a messenger RNA of Dimorphilus gyrociliatus, 651 nucleotides long. The record is from the annotation of a GenBank genome assembly. NCBI's taxonomy places the organism in Eukaryota, Metazoa, Annelida, Polychaeta, Dinophilidae.
AUUGGAUAGAGGACACUAGUUGUUACUUUCGUUUCUCAAAAACUUCCAUGUUUGGAAAUGCAUGCAAUAGGAAAGAGGAUCGAUAAUAAAAGAUCAAUAGAACUUGUAUCUAUUUUAAGGCAUGGAACAAGUAAGAUAGUGAAACCAGACUCAGAUGGUUAUGUUCCAAUUCAAGAUCUAUUGACCUUAAAAUCAUUUCGUGAAUUCAAUACGGACUCAUUUUAUCGAUUAGCUGAAGAAGACAAAAAAAAACGGUACGAAAUAAAAGAAAGUGGAGGUCAAGCAUUUAUAAAAGCUUGUCAAGGACAUACUAUAAGCAUAAACAAUACCUCCAUCCAAAAAAUUACGACUCAACAAGCCCAAAGUUACGGAUUUAUUAUUCAUGGAACAAAUAACAAGUGUUGGCAAAAAAUAAGACAAACUGGUAUUAAUCGUAUGAAUCGUCAACAUAUUCAUUUCGCUAGAGAUGAUGAGAACGCCAUAAGCGGAAUACCCAGUGGAUGUACAGUCUUUCUCUAUGUAGAUAUGGUUGGAGCAAUUAACGAUGGUUACGAAUUCUUUCAAUCGGCUAAUGGAGUUAUUGUUUCUCCUGGCGAUUCCACUGGCUGUUUACCGCCUAAAUAUAUUAUUAAAGUGAAAACUGGAUCAUAA